UGCCCAGAUCCCGAUUCCAUCCAGCUACAGUCAUGGCUCUUUUUACCCUUUCAACUGGACCCACCCCUUACUAGAUAGAGCAGAGGAACUCACCCUCUCCACUCACCACCUUCAGCAUUUCAGCAAACGCUCGCUCUGUCUUCUCUGCAAAGAAUUGAGUGCUCAUAUAAUAAUGCUUAAGGUCCCAGAUCACCAGGUUGCGGGUCACCAAGGUGGUCAUGGCCAGCCUGGUCCCCUCAUUGAUGAUUCAGGGCGUUUCUACAAGCCUCUUCAGGAUGAUGACCGGGGCGCGAUAGAGGCUGCGUUUUAUACCUCCUUCUCGUCGAACACGAGGGUUCCAGAUCACAUCCGAAGAUUCUUUCCUGUUUUUCACGGGACUCAGCUAUUAGAUGCAUCUGAUGGAUCUAGCCAGCGGCCGCACCUUGUAUUGGAGGAUGUUGUCUCUGGUCGUUCGCAUCCCUCGGUUAUGGAUGUUAAGAUUGGUUCUAGAACUUGGUACCCUGAAGCUUCUGAGGAUUACAUUCAGCGGUGCUUUGAGAAAGAUAGGAAAUCUAGCAGUUUGCGUUUGGGGUUUAGGAUUUCUGGGUUGCAGUUAUACGGAAGUGAAGAGUCUGGGUUGUGGAAGCCGGAGAGAAAACUUGUUCACAAUCUUAGCACGGAUGAGGUUAGAGUGGUGCUGAAGAAGUUUGUUUCUUCCAAUUCGCCAACUGAUCCAAAUUUGAACCCUGAUUGUUCUUUGGCGUCAAGCGUUUAUGGUGGUUCUUCUGGGAUUUUGGCUCAAUUAUUGGAGCUAAAGUCAUGGUUUGAGGAUCAAACCAUCUACCAUUUGAAUUCUUGUUCCGUUCUCAUGGUGUAUGGAAAAAAGAAAGUGCUAAAAGGAGGGAGUUCAGAUGCUGAAGUUAAACUUAUUGACUUCGCUCAUGUCACAGAAGGCAAUGGCAUCAUUGAUCAUAAUUUCUUGGGUGGGCUCUGCUCUUUGAUAAAGUUCAUCUCAGAGAUUCUUACUAGUCCCGAUGAGUGCACAACUAAAGUAUAUUUGCAGAACUCUGACAACAAAAAUGAGGAGAUUCUUGCCAGUUCCAAUGAGUGCACAACCAAAGUUUGUUUGUAGGACAAGAACAACAAUUGAAUCCAUUGAAGGAAUGUAGUAUUUCCAAUGCUAUAAUGGUCAGGCUAGUUGACGUUUAUGAAACUGUUUUAAUGAAUUUGCACAACUUAUUGAUGAAUUUUCUUCCCUGCCACCAUUCUACUUUUGGCUUGGGAAAGAAAAUCAACGACUGUAGACCCUAUUGAAUUUUAUAUGCACCCACCACCUAUUUUCUCA
Molecule: messenger RNA, 1324 nt
Organism: Populus euphratica (Euphrates poplar)
Lineage: Eukaryota; Viridiplantae; Streptophyta; Magnoliopsida; Malpighiales; Salicaceae
Product: inositol polyphosphate multikinase alpha-like
Exons: 2
Coding region: 173-1111 (312 amino acids)
Biological process (GO): inositol phosphate biosynthetic process
Cellular component (GO): cytoplasm; nucleus
Molecular function (GO): inositol tetrakisphosphate kinase activity; inositol-1,4,5-trisphosphate 3-kinase activity
Source: RefSeq, a predicted model, not a curated record